AAUGGAACUUGUGAGUAAACAAAAUGCUCGUAAGAGUAAAAUCUAAAUAUAUAACAAAAAUAUUUUAAGAUAUUAAUAAGUAGUCAGGGUUUAUAUUCCAAUUCAAAGUUAGGGUUUAGGUGAAAGCGUGCUUUUGAAGAUGAGUAGUGCUGCUGUUGCUGCUUCUCAAACCAGACCGUUCGAUCAAACUGAAAUUAAUUGGGACAAUUUUCAAAAUGACGAGCAUGAGAUAGUGACACAGGGCCAGGAUCCUCCCCCCUCCCCACAUAUAUUUAGGCUUGAUAAAACUAAGUUUUAUGCCGUAGGAGCUGGAAUAUUUUCUGGAAUUACGGUUGCACUAUACCCUAUUUCUGUUGUAAAGACCAGGCUGCAGGUAGUUUCAAAAAAUUCUACUGAGAGGAAUGCAUUCUCUGUUAUCAGAGGCCUUUUAAAAGCGGAAGGUAUUCCUGGUUUAUAUAGGGGUUUCAGCACAGUCAUUACUGGAGCAAUUCCUGCUAGGGUUAUAUUUCUUACUGCAUUGGAGACUACAAAAGUGGCUGCAUUCAGUGUGGUUGAACCACUGAAAGUAUCAGAACCAACCCAGGCAGCCAUUGCAAAUGGGGUGGCUGGCUUGGCAGCAUCGCUUUUAUCUCAGGCUGUGGUUGUUCCCAUUGACGUGAUUAGCCAGAAGUUAAUGGUCCAAGGAUACUCAGGCCAUGCGAGCUAUAAUGGCGGCCUAGAUGUUGCUCGUAAAGUUCUUAGAACAGAUGGCAUUCGAGGAUUAUAUAGAGGAUUCGGCCUCUCUGUUAUGACUUAUUCCCCAACUAGUGCUGUAUGGUGGGCAACCUAUGGUUCAAGUCAACGUGCCAUAUGGAGGUUUUUAGGUCAUGGCAGUGAGAGUGACAGCCCACCACCUAGCCAAUGGGAAAUAAUGUCAGUCCAAACUGGUGGAGGGAUUUUUGCCGGGGCUACAGCAUCAUGCAUCACUACUCCACUCGAUACCAUCAAGACUCGCUUGCAGGUGAUGGGCAACGAAAGAAGACCAACUACAAAACAAGUAAUUAAACAGUUGAUUGCGGAUGAUGGUUGGCUAGGACUUUAUAGAGGACUAGGUCCAAGGUUUUUCAGCAUGUCAUUAUGGGGAACGUCGAUGAUACUAGCCUAUGAAUUCCUAAAACGUUCAUGCACACAAGAAUAUUUAACUCAUUGUAACUGAACAACUGCACAGUUUCGUAGUGCUCGUGCAAAUAACACUACAUAAACCAACAUUUACCAAGUAAAUUGAAUAGGAUACUAGAGAUGGUUGAACAAUAUUAUUUGUGUAGAGUGGAGUGUUGCUUCUCUAAAAAUCUGCAGUAGUGACAUUGCAGUCCACUUGAUUCAGAGGACUAAUUUCAUUGGUAAUUAAUUUGCAGGCAUCAUAUAUCAUUUUUUUUAGGUGGACUCAAAGCCUUUUGAUUUCAAAUGUAUAACCUCUUGUGGGGCUGUCUUUCAAAUUAUAAGUGAUUCUUGACUCUU
Molecule: messenger RNA, 1497 nt
Organism: Daucus carota subsp. sativus
Lineage: Eukaryota; Viridiplantae; Streptophyta; Magnoliopsida; Apiales; Apiaceae
Exons: 7
Coding region: 140-1195 (351 amino acids)
Biological process (GO): transmembrane transport
Source: RefSeq, a predicted model, not a curated record